CAGCCAGCCCCACCAUGUGUGAAGAAGAGACCACUGCACUUGUGUGUGACAAUGGAUCUGGCCUGUGUAAGGCUGGCUUUGCUGGUGAUGAUGCACCCCGGGCAGUUUUCCCCUCCAUCGUGGGACGCCCUCGACAUCAGGGUGUGAUGGUAGGAAUGGGCCAAAAAGACAGCUACGUGGGAGAUGAGGCCCAAAGCAAGAGGGGCAUCCUGACUCUCAAGUACCCCAUUGAGCAUGGCAUCAUCACCAACUGGGAUGACAUGGAGAAGAUCUGGCACCACUCUUUCUACAAUGAGCUUCGAGUAGCUCCUGAGGAACACCCCACCCUGCUGACAGAGGCCCCUCUAAAUCCCAAGGCAAACAGGGAGAAGAUGACCCAAAUCAUGUUUGAAACCUUCAACGUUCCUGCCAUGUAUGUGGCUAUCCAAGCUGUUCUGUCUCUCUAUGCCUCUGGCCGUACCACUGGCAUUGUCCUGGACUCAGGGGAUGGAGUCACCCACAACGUGCCCAUCUAUGAAGGCUAUGCCCUGCCUCAUGCUAUCAUGCGUCUGGAUCUGGCUGGCAGGGAUCUCACUGACUACCUCAUGAAGAUCCUCACAGAAAGAGGCUACUCCUUUGUGACCACAGCUGAACGUGAAAUUGUAAGGGACAUCAAGGAGAAACUGUGCUAUGUGGCCCUGGACUUUGAGAAUGAGAUGGCCACUGCUGCCACCUCUUCUUCCCUGGAGAAAAGCUAUGAGCUACCUGAUGGUCAGGUUAUCACCAUCGGCAACGAGCGCUUCCGAUGCCCAGAAACCCUCUUCCAGCCCUCCUUCAUUGGCAUGGAGUCUGCAGGCAUUCAUGAAACAACCUACAAUUCCAUCAUGAAAUGUGACAUCGACAUCCGGAAGGACUUGUAUGCCAACAAUGUCCUCUCUGGUGGAACCACCAUGUACCCUGGCAUUGCAGACAGGAUGCAGAAGGAGAUCACAGCCCUGGCCCCCAGCACCAUGAAGAUCAAGAUCAUUGCUCCCCCUGAGCGCAAGUAUUCAGUCUGGAUUGGGGGCUCCAUCCUGGCCUCCCUCUCCACCUUCCAACAGAUGUGGAUCAGCAAACCAGAGUAUGAUGAGGCUGGGCCUUCCAUUGUCCACAGGAAGUGUUUCUAAGAAUGGAGUCCACGGGGCCUCCCUGGCGCUGCUCUUCCUCCUGCACCCUCUGCUCUGUUGCUGAUCCCAAUGCAUUAAAGUUGGCAAGCUUUCUCUCUC
Molecule: messenger RNA, 1244 nt
Organism: Gracilinanus agilis (Agile Gracile Mouse Opossum)
Lineage: Eukaryota; Metazoa; Chordata; Mammalia; Didelphimorphia; Didelphidae
Gene: ACTG2
Product: actin gamma 2, smooth muscle
Exons: 8
Coding region: 15-1145 (376 amino acids)
Biological process (GO): vascular associated smooth muscle contraction
Cellular component (GO): cytoplasm
Source: RefSeq, a predicted model, not a curated record